Bufo gargarizans (Asiatic toad) is the source of this 604-nucleotide messenger RNA. Its product is annotated as solute carrier family 2, facilitated glucose transporter member 9-like. The record is from RefSeq and is a predicted model, not a curated record. Gene Ontology annotation, biological process: monosaccharide transmembrane transport. Gene Ontology annotation, cellular component: membrane. The transcript is spliced from 5 exons. Lineage: Eukaryota; Metazoa; Chordata; Amphibia; Anura; Bufonidae. The coding region runs from base 80 to 604 and encodes 174 amino acids. Gene Ontology annotation, molecular function: hexose transmembrane transporter activity.
CUUCUAUGCGUAUGACGUUUUCCAAAAUGCAGGUAUUCCAGCCAGUGAGGCCCCAUACGUCUCUCUUGGAAUCGGGAUCAUGGAAAUUCUCACAACAGUGCUGUGUGGCUUUCUCAUUGAUCGUCUGGGCAGAAAAACACUACUAUGGGCGAACUAUGUGAUCUUAGCGUUAACAUUGACCUUGCUCACUGCCACACUCUCUCUUCAGGAUUUAUACUCUUGGAUGCCAUAUGGUUCUUGUAUGUUGAUCUUCAUCUUUACAUUGAGCUACGGCUUGGGACCAGGAGGAGUUACUUGUGUCCUGCCCACAGAGCUAUUUGUUCAGUGCUACAGACCAGCUGCAUAUGCCAUAACUGGAGCCCUCAUUUGGCUGGGAUUAUUUGUGAUAGGCUUGGCAUUUCCUUUUGUUGAGGAGGCAUUGGGGACAUUCUGCUUCAUUUUCUUCUUGGUUUACUGCAUCUCUGCGGCUAUAUUUUCCUUCUGGAUACUACCAGAGACCAAGGAUCGGAGUAUGAUGGAAAUCCUGGAAUCCUUUAGCAAGCUUAAUUUUGGAUCUAAUAAAGACAAGGUCAACGAGAAUAACGUUUUUUGUACUAGACUUUAA